Molecule: messenger RNA, 881 nt
Organism: Solenopsis invicta (red fire ant)
Lineage: Eukaryota; Metazoa; Arthropoda; Insecta; Hymenoptera; Formicidae
Product: peptidyl-tRNA hydrolase ICT1, mitochondrial
Exons: 3
Coding region: 179-784 (201 amino acids)
Biological process (GO): mitochondrial translational termination
Cellular component (GO): mitochondrial large ribosomal subunit
Molecular function (GO): translation release factor activity
Source: RefSeq, a predicted model, not a curated record
GUAGUUCCCAUUCUGACCAGAAUAGAUGUGCAUCACUAGUGUACGGGAGUUUCGAAGCGUUAUAGGAAAAAGGCCGCCGUGGCCGCUCUCAGGUUCCUCUCUGGUUAUGUUUUCGUGACCGAACAUACGUCGAUUUGGAGGUUACUUUCAUCGAAGGGUAAUAAAGAUACAAAUCAAGAUGAAUAUCGUCAGGCGACAGUGUUUCAAGAUUUUACAGAGUAAUGUUGAAAGUCAGAGGCUGUUGUAUACUCUCGACAGAACUUUCAGCUUCAAAAGUGCCUUAUCUUUGGAAAACUUGUAUCCGGGAAGCAAUCUGAAGCUACACACUCCUACUUUCAAACCAGAUCCUAAAGCAAAAUUCAGUGGUUAUAUUCCCAUAGACAAAAUACAAAUAACGUACAGCGGUAGCAGCGGACCGGGAGGGCAAAAUGUGAAUUGUGUAAAUACCAAGGUAGACUUGAGAUUCCAGGUGGACAGUGCUACUUGGCUGUCUGAAGAGAUUCGAAAAAAGUUAGCUGAACAGCAAAGGAAUAAAAUAAACAAAGAAGGUUACUUAAUAAUCAAGUCCGAUUUGACAAGAUCUCAGCACUUAAAUUUGGCAGACGCUCUUGAAAAGUUAAGGGAAAUGAUAAGAGCCACAUUGGUAAAGUCACUUGAAUCGUCACCUGAAUCAGAGGAAAAGAAAAGGAAGAACAUGUUAAGAGCUGCUAGGGAGAGACUACAUGAGAAGAGAUCUCGUUCUGAAAUCAAACAAAGCAGACGAGUUCCAUUGGUUGAGUUUUAAGCAAUUAAUUUAGUUAAUUAUUUAAGUUACUUAUUCAAGUACUGUAUAAGUUAUAACUAUAAGUAGGAAUGAAUAAAGAUGAAAUAAAGAAAAAGAA